Messenger RNA from Rhizopus microsporus ATCC 52813, 632 nucleotides. RefSeq lists its product as uncharacterized. The transcript has 3 exons. The record is from RefSeq and is a predicted model, not a curated record. Gene Ontology annotation, molecular function: DNA-binding transcription factor activity; sequence-specific DNA binding. Gene Ontology annotation, biological process: regulation of DNA-templated transcription. Bases 58 to 582 code for a protein of 174 amino acids. NCBI's taxonomy places the organism in Eukaryota, Fungi, Mucoromycota, Mucoromycetes, Mucorales, Rhizopodaceae.
CCCGCAUGUACUCAUCAAACCCCUCUUCUUUUCCCUUCUUUUACUUUUUGACACACUAUGAACAAAGAAACAGCAUAUUAUAAAAUGAACCAGGGUGAUCUAAAGGCUAAUAAAACCGAUUUACAAGCUGUCAUUUCAAAAUACCAGUCGGAUCCUGAGCUAUUAAAGCUUAUUUUGAUUAGCAAAGUUGAAGAAGAUAAACGACGAACAGAAGAAGCUAGACUGAGAUCGAAAGAGAUUGAUUUAUACCUAAGCCAACGUUAUCAUUAUCCUUAUAGGAGAAUCAUACCUAAUGAGAUAAUACAUAAGAAUAGCAACAUUAGAAGAAAAAGGUCUAUACAAGCUAUUAGUAAAGUGAUCGAAACCCAUGAGUUUCCAUUCGACGACGGGUUCUUUUGGAAAACGAAUGGAAACACGCUACAAAAAAGAACUGGACUUAAAAGUAUUUACUUUAAAUGUGCCAGUAAGGAUUGUCCUGUCAAUAAGACGGUUAUAGAACAAGAAAAUGGGAAAUAUAUGAUAAAAUAUAGAGGCCAACAUGUAUCAGGGUGUAAUAAAAUAGAACACGUCAAAGAUGUGUAAAUGAUUUACUCUUUUUUUUUGAAUUACAAAAAAGGAAAUGGAGAGACAAA